Stereum hirsutum FP-91666 SS1 is the source of this 1011-nucleotide messenger RNA. RefSeq names its product cytochrome P450. The transcript is spliced from 11 exons. Bases 1 to 1011 code for a protein of 336 amino acids. NCBI's taxonomy places the organism in Eukaryota, Fungi, Basidiomycota, Agaricomycetes, Russulales, Stereaceae. The record is from RefSeq and is a predicted model, not a curated record. Gene Ontology annotation, molecular function: oxidoreductase activity, acting on paired donors, with incorporation or reduction of molecular oxygen; heme binding; iron ion binding.
AUGGCUAAGUAUACUACGCCUUCCUUGAUAUAUCAAGGAGGUGGUGAUUUCAUUGACCACCUCAGCUCCUACGUCAUUGGGAAAAACAUCGUAGAGAACGCGUACGGGAUCAAAAUAGACUCCCCGAGACAUAAGUAUGUCAAAUUAUCGAAAGAGACACACGAGUUCAUACAGCAUGCCGUGAUACCAGGAAGUUUCUUGGUCGACUUCAUUCCAUUACUUAGAUACGUUCCGGCAUGGGUACCAGGAGCAGGGUUUAAGCGUCUUGCACGCCUUGCUAAGUCGAAAGGACAGGAGAUGGUGGAUGGAGCCUUUUCUGAGGUUAAAGCUGCGUUGUCUCAAGGACAAGAAAACUAUUCACUUGCGAGAACCUUGCUUGAAGACGAGUCACAGCGCCAACAGUCUGUCUCUGACUACGAGUACACCGUCAAGUGGGCCGUCGGCUCGUUGUAUGGUGCAGGUACCGAAUCUUAUAAAGCACAGAAGGAAUUAGAUGAACUCCUCAAGCAAAAACGCCUUCCUGUAUUUUCCGAUCGCCCUCAACUUCCCUUCAUCAACGCGAUUGUUCAGGAGACCUUACGCUAUCAUCCUCCGACACCUAUGGGGUAUUACCUGCCGAAGGGCUGUAUCGUCUUGCCUAAUAUAUGGGGAAUGAGCCGAGAUCGUCGAGUUUAUGGAGAUGAUGCGUCAGAUUUCCACCCGGAAAGAUUCAUGGCCAUCGAUAGACCACAAGCAGUGGAGCCCGGCGCUCACGCAUUUGGUUUGGGACGAAGGGCCUGCCCUGGAUAUCAUUACGCGAUGGGAACUCUAUUUAUCAGUAUCGCCUCGAUCCUCGCCGUGUUUGACAUCAAGCAAGGAGAUGACCCUCAUAAGGAGGUUUUGACCAAACCUCAGUUCACAGGAGGAUUCGUGAGCCACCCCAAGUCGUUCCCAUGCAAGAUUACACCACGCAGUUCGAGUGCCAUCGAUCUCAUCCUGACUGACAUUUGGAGUGGGACUGACGACUAUUAG